This is a messenger RNA of Colletotrichum godetiae, 507 nucleotides long. RefSeq names its product ribosomal protein s28e. Gene Ontology annotation, molecular function: structural constituent of ribosome. Gene Ontology annotation, biological process: Mo-molybdopterin cofactor biosynthetic process; ribosomal small subunit assembly; translation. The record is from RefSeq and is a predicted model, not a curated record. Gene Ontology annotation, cellular component: ribosome; cytosolic small ribosomal subunit; cytosol. Lineage: Eukaryota; Fungi; Ascomycota; Sordariomycetes; Glomerellales; Glomerellaceae. The transcript has 4 exons. Bases 1 to 507 code for a protein of 168 amino acids.
AUGGAUUCCGCUAAGCAGCCUGUCAAGCUCGUGAAGGUCACCCGCGUCCUGGGCCGUACCGGCUCCCGCGGUGGUGUCACCCAAGUCCGCGUCGAGUUCAUGGACGACGAGACCCGUUCCAUUAUCCGUAACGUCAAGGGACCCGUCCGUGAGGACGACAUCCUCUGCUUGCUCGAGUCUGAGCAUUGCAGAUACCUACCGAUCAUUCUUCGAAACAUGGCUGCGGCUCCCAGGCCACCCAAGGAUCACUUCAACGUGCUGUUCUUUGCAAGCGCUAGCUCCUUUACAUCCAAACAGUACGAGGUGCUGCAGGCCCCUCUCCCCUUGAAGACGCUAUUUGAUGCACUUGAAGAGAGAUAUGCCGGGUUUAAAGAGAGAUUCCUAGAGUCGUGCUUGGUGACUGUCAAUUUAGAAUACGUAGAUAUUCCUGGAGCAGACGACGAGGAGGGCCCGAUAAUACGGUCCGGCGAUGAAGUAGCCAUCAUCCCUCCCGUCAGCUCCGGAUGA